AUGUUAGUGACUCCCAUUUCUCUGCGGGAUUGUGGUUAUAGAGAGGGUGGAGAUGCAUACUGCACAGCCUGCCCUCCCCACAGAUACAAAAGCAGCUGGGGUCACCGUAGAUGUCAUACUUGCAUCACCUGUGCUGUUAUCAAUUGUAUCCAGAAAGCCAACUGUACAGCUACCUCUAAUACUGUCUGUGGGCACUAUCUGCCCAGGUUCUACCAAAAGACAUGUAUUGGAGGCCUGAAGGAUCAAGAAUGUAUCCCUUGAAUGAAGCAGGCCCCCACCUCUGAGGUUCAGUGUGUAUAUCCAUUGAGCUUAGUGAAGUCAGAUGUACCCAUGGUUUCCCAGCAGGAGGCCACAUUUGCACUGGUGAGCAGUCUGCUCAUGGUGUUUACCCUGGUAUUCCUGGGGCUCUUCUUCCUCUACUGCAAGCAAUUCUUUGACAGCCAUUGCCAGCAUGGGGUUUAGCUCCAGUAUGAGGCUGAUACAGCAGUAGAGGAAGAAUAUCUCCUCCCCAUGCCACUUGGCCAGGAGACCAGUCCUGAGUCCCCACUGAGUGCAAGCAUCUUUGAGACCCAGCCACUUAACCCCAUCCUGGAUGAUGACUGCAGCUCCACUCGUGGCUUCCCCACACAGGGGUUUUUAACCUUGGCCUCCUAUGACUCAGAGAGCCACUCCCACUGGGCCCACAUUCCCAUCAAAUGCACAGAGCUGGACCUGUGAAUGUUUUCCAGCUCUGCCUCCUAUAGUGGAGCUGAGAACCUAGGGGGAAACACAGCUGAAAGCUCUGGAGACAGGCUGGAGCUCAGUGUGCCAUUUGAUGUCCCCAGCCCUUAA
Messenger RNA from Sus scrofa (pig), 831 nucleotides. It is a transcript of the gene EDA2R, whose product is annotated as ectodysplasin A2 receptor. Gene Ontology annotation, cellular component: plasma membrane. Gene Ontology annotation, biological process: tumor necrosis factor-mediated signaling pathway; positive regulation of canonical NF-kappaB signal transduction; positive regulation of JNK cascade. The record is from RefSeq and is a predicted model, not a curated record. NCBI's taxonomy places the organism in Eukaryota, Metazoa, Chordata, Mammalia, Artiodactyla, Suidae. Gene Ontology annotation, molecular function: protein binding; tumor necrosis factor receptor activity.